Messenger RNA from Morus notabilis, 419 nucleotides. RefSeq names its product ABC transporter G family member 40-like. Gene Ontology annotation, molecular function: ABC-type transporter activity. The record is from RefSeq and is a predicted model, not a curated record. NCBI's taxonomy places the organism in Eukaryota, Viridiplantae, Streptophyta, Magnoliopsida, Rosales, Moraceae. The transcript has 3 exons. Bases 80 to 394 code for a protein of 104 amino acids. Gene Ontology annotation, cellular component: membrane.
UUCUUGCCAUCUAAUAAACUAUUUUGAGUCAAUUGAAGGUGUCGCUAAAAUUAAAGACGGUUACAACCCUGCGACUUGGAUGUUGGAAGUCACUGGUCCUGCGCAAGAAAUGUCUUUGGGGGUUGAUUUUACAGAUCUGUACCAGAAUUCAGAUCAAUACAGGAGAAACAAAGAUCUUAUUAAGGAAUUGAGCACCCCGGCACCUGGUUCGAAGGACCUCUAUUUCCCUACUCAAUUCUCACGAUCAUUCCUCACCCAGUGCAUGGCUUGCUUCUGGAAACAACGCUGGUCUUACUGGCGGAACCCGCCUUACACCGCCGUGAGAUUUUUGUUCACUACAGGCAUAGCACUCAUGUUUGGCACUAUGUUCUGGGACAUGGGAUCUAAAACGUAAGUCUCAAGCAAAGUGACACAGCUAA